Molecule: messenger RNA, 1038 nt
Organism: Hymenoscyphus albidus
Lineage: Eukaryota; Fungi; Ascomycota; Leotiomycetes; Helotiales; Helotiaceae
Source: the annotation of a GenBank genome assembly
AUGGCAUUCCCCCCCUUCUUCCGAAAACCACGACGCAAGUCAUCCCGAGGAAGUGACCAAGCAGAAGAAAGCAAAACACCACAAAAGCGACCAACAAAAGCCCGAACCCCCUCCCACAUAAGCCUCACCUCCGACUGGGUAACCAGACCCCUCAGUUCUCUCCCCUCCACCCCUCUCCCUCCCGCAUCACCAAAGUCCAUUCCCGUUCCUCAAGAAGACUCUUCAACAAUCUCCAUGCAUUCGUCCCUCUCCUCGUGGGUGACCUCUCCUCCGUCUCCUCCACCCUCAAAAGUGAAGCUUUAUUCCUAUAUGAACCACCUCUCAAUUCCACACUUGGAUCAGAACAUCUGCUAUAUACUUGCACACCAAGAAGCUAUACCAGAUAAUCUCCGAGCAGCAUGUUUUCAAAAUGCUUUACGGUUCUGGGAGGAAUAUAUCCUUCCUUCGUCCGCGGUGAAGGUGUGGCAUGAGGAUAUUACUCAGGCUGAGCUGGAGGAUUUGAUGAUUGUGGGAGCGAGAUUGGGACAUGAGUAUGCGUUGCCUUGGGCAAUCCGACAGAGGGAGUCAUACACGGCACUCUCCGCGGAGGCCAAAAAGCAGAAGAUGGCGGAAGAGGCUUAUAAGGAUAUUGAUACCUGCCGAGAUACCACUGGUGACAGCGAUUGCGAUGAGAGUGACAGUGACGAAGAAGUCCCACUUUCUGCCAGCUAUCAACAUCUCCUUGGUAAUAGAGAUCCAUUUGAUCUUCCUAUCUCCUGGGGCCGCGCAUUCGGUCGCGAUCUAGUUCUUCGUGAGAGCUUUCGGCCCACCACGAAUGAUAUUGAAGAUGAAGAUUACGAUGCUCUUGAAGGCGCCUAUCCAGAUUUCAAACGAGCUAGGGAGGAGGCUAUGGAGCUGGAGAUGGGAAGGUUGGGAUGGAGUCAGAAUGUUAAUCUGGAGAAUGAGGUGAAGGGGAAGGGGAAAGGAAAGGAGAGCGACCGGGAAAAUUACGAAAGUCCGACUGUGAAAGGUAAAGAGGGUGUGGAUUUUGGUGUCUAA